AUUUCAAACUCAUUGACAUUCAAACUGAUCCUUCUAUUGAAAACCAGCCCUGAUUUAAAGUCAACACGCAUGCUCAGACAGACCUCACAAACUGAUGUUGUGUUAAUCUCUAUACAACUUUACUGGAGAUCACAUCACUGUCAGAUUGUUGUUGUGUUGUUAUUUCAGACAUCUGAACUGUUGAAGAAAAUGUUAAUCGUGUUUGUUUUUCUCUCUUUCUGCUUCACUUCUCUGAAUGGUGUGUUUGGUGAUGAAGUGAAGUCAGUGUCAGUGACGGAGGGAGAUUCUGUUACUCUACACAGUAAUAUUACUGAAAUACUGAGCGCUCAUCUCAUACUAUGGAAAACUCAAGGGUCUCUCAUAGCCAGAAUCAAUAGAGAAGCCAACAAGUCAUCAAUAUAUGAUGAAGAUUUUGAUGGGAGAUUCAGAGACAGACUGCAGGUGAAUAAUCAGACUGGAGAUCUCACCAUCACAAACAUCACAACUCAACACACUGGACUUUAUGAAAUAAUCAUCACCAGCAAGCUGACGUUGUCACACACAUUCAAUGUUACUGUCUAUGCUCGUCUGCCCAUUCCUGUCAUCACUACGCAAAACUCUUCAUCAUCAGAAACAUCAUCAUGUGUCUUUGUGUGCUCAGUGUUGAAUGUAAGAGAUGUGAGAGAUGUGAGUCUGUCCUGGUACAAAGGAAACAGUUUAUUGUCCAGCAUCAGUGUGUCUGAUCUCAACAACAACAUCUCUCUUCAUCUGGAGUGUCUGGAUGAAUCUAACAGAUGUGUGGUGAACAAUCCCAUCAGUAAUCAGACUCAACAUCUCAACAUCACUGAUGUCUGUCAGAAGUGUUCAGAUCUCACCUUAAUUCUGAUCAGUUGUAUUGCUGGUGGAUUUCUAAUGAUUGUAGCUUCAGUUCUGAUCUUCUGGAUCUACAGGAAACACAGAAACACACAGCAACACGUUCAAACCAGAGGAACGGAAAUCACUUACACAGAUCCAACAUUCUGUAAAAGACCAGCAAAUAAAACGGGAUCUGAUGUGGUGUAUGCAGGAGUCAAGAGACAAUAAACAAACUCUCUGUGAUUCUAAGAUCAACAUUCAGCUGUUUGAUCAUCACCUACAGUCUUUGUUUUAACUUCAGAUUCUGACUGUGUGCGAGUUUAAAGUUUUUCCUUUGUAAGACGUCUGUCUUCUCUCUCACCUCAAGAUCUGUUACUUCUCCAUCACAUUUGCAAACAUAAUACACACCAAUAACAGCCAAAAGCACACAUAAAUAAAAUUUCACCAUGUUUAAAAUAAUGUUAAUAGACAGCAGUUUAAAGAAAGACAGAACUGUACAACAUCAGAAACACUGUGAUCAAAAUAUAAAUUAAUAAGUGUGGAUAAAAUCAAAGUAUUUGUUUUUAAAACACAAACUGUCUUUUUUAUUUUUGUUACUAUACGCAUCUGACACAUUAACAGGUUCAUUUGGGUUUAAGUGAAAUGUGAAGUGGAAAGAAAUGUGGUUUUAUUGUACUGGUGGACAUGAGAUACGUUUUUGUGUUAGACUAUUAGUGGUUAAUGUUUAUAUUUGUGUGUAUGUGAGAGUUGUGAACAGUGUGAGAGAGAGAGCGAGAGAGAGAGAGAGGAGAGGUGAAUACUGUAUGGCUUUUUUUGCUUUCCUGCUAAUAUUGUUCACUGUACACAAAUCAGUUUUAUUGAAAUGCUAAUGUUCAACAAAUAAAA
Molecule: messenger RNA, 1719 nt
Organism: Paramisgurnus dabryanus
Lineage: Eukaryota; Metazoa; Chordata; Actinopteri; Cypriniformes; Cobitidae
Source: RefSeq, a predicted model, not a curated record